AGUCAAAAUUCAAAAAAAAAAAAAAACUGUGGCUGUGAAGUUUUGCAAGGAUUUAACCUUAACCCACCAUUGAUAGUGAUGAACUGAUAACCACCCAAAGCAAGAAUCAUUUCAAACACAUCUCAUUCCUUUUUCUUUGAUCCCCAACAUGCUUUUUCAUCCAUUCCUCAUAGUGCAUAUAAACCAACAAAGCUCCACACAUUACUAGUUGCCUCAAUCUACUUUUUCCUCAACAUCUCAGAGUUCCUCUGCUUUCAUCUCUAAUCCCUCAUUCAUCACAACACAAGUCACAAUACAACAAUGCUAGAUCCAGCCACUGAAUUGGUGCCACCACCAUCUUCACCCACAAUUUCUUCCAUUUCCUCUUCUGAUCUUGACACUGAGUCCACCGGAUCAUUCUUCCAUGACAGAAGCACCACAUUGGGGACACUAAUGGGAGUGAACUUCCCCACCAUUGCAUUCAGAGUCCCAUCGCAGCAUCGGAACCCUAAUUCCGCCGCCGAGGCCGCCAGCGGAGCAAGGAGGACUGCCGCCGCAACCAAGAAGAAGAAAAAGGCUAAUUCCGCCGCAACGACGGCGGAGAGACGGCGGAGGUGGUGGCAGCUCUGCCGCGACGGCGACGCCAGGCCGGCGUCUCUCGGCGAGUUUCUGGAGGUGGAGCGGCGGUUCGGCGACGGCGCGUUCUACGGAACGGCGGCGGAGCUCGAGGGGAUGGUCGCCGGCAACCAGCAGAGGAACGGCAGCAGGGUGCUCUUCUCCGACGGGAGGGUUCUUCCGCCGCAGGCAGACGUAGACGACGGAGCACCGCCGCCGGAGAGCCUCUGUAAUCGGUUUCCGGUGUCGCUUGCCGGAAUUUGCAGCGGCGGCGCGGCGUAGUGUUGUAUAAUAAGGGUUUUCAAUUUUUAUUUUUUUAAUUUUAUUUUUUUAAAGAAAGGAAAAUUUUGUGGCUUUAUUUUGAUUUUUUGUAAUAAUUUUUGGGGAUUGUUUGGUUGUGACCUAAUUGGAAGAUUAGGAAUGUUUUUGUCUGUGGCUUACGUGCAAAACACAAGCUUUGCCUUUUACCUUUUUGGGCGUUUCA
Molecule: messenger RNA, 1078 nt
Organism: Glycine soja
Lineage: Eukaryota; Viridiplantae; Streptophyta; Magnoliopsida; Fabales; Fabaceae
Exons: 2
Coding region: 301-876 (191 amino acids)
Source: RefSeq, a predicted model, not a curated record